AACGUUCCGCGCGACGUUCAACGAAGCUAUUCGUGUGUGUGUCAUCAUCAUCGCAGGAUGGAGUUAUCCGCGUUAUUUUCGUCGCCUUUUGUGCUGUUAUUGACUACUUUGAUAGUCCUCGGAGUUCUUAGACUCUUCUUUCAAGCAUAUCAUUUGUUCUCUUACUGGAAGAAAAGAGGCAUACCUUAUAUUCCGGAUUCGUUUAAGUCUUUUAUAUUAUUGUGGAAACCGUUCUUCCGUCUAAUCAGCUUCACCGAUUUCGCUAACGCUCUCUACUAUCAUCAUUCGGAUGUCAGAUACUUUGGAUCAAUAGAUCUCGCUACGCCUACUGUGAUUCUACGCGAUCCCGAGCUAAUCAAAGACGUGAUGGUAAAAGAGUUCGAGCAUUUUCACGAUCAUCAGUUGUUCGUGAGCGAAGACAUAGAUCCGUUAUUCGGCAAGAACAUUUUCUCUCUGCGUGGAGAUCGUUGGAGAGAAAUGCGAAACACGCUAAGUCCGUCUUUCACCGCCAGCAAGAUGAAACUUAUGGUUGAACUGAUAUCGAAAUGCGCUCACGAGUUCGUCGAUUAUUUGGUCGAUCAUCCGGAUCUUUGUCAUUCUAUCGAGACAAAGCAAGUCUUCAGACGAUACACCACCGACGUAAUUGCCACAGCCGCUUUCGGCAUAAGUGUCAAUUCUAUGAAGGAACAGAACAACGAGUUUUACACGAAAGGAGUGCAAGCCACGAAGUUUUCAAAUGGAUUUCUAAGUAUGGUGAAAUUUAUAUUUAUGCGCGCGUUCCCGCAAUUCUCCAAGUCGAUCGGCUUGUCUCUCUUCGACCCAGCUGUGCCCGAGUUUUUCAAGAGAAUUGUGAGAGAGACCAUUAAAGCUCGCGAGGAACAAGGUAUCGUUCGACCGGAUAUGAUUCACCUGUUAAUGCAAGCUCGGGACAAAGACGGUCCGAGCGCUCACAAAAUGACAUUGGACGACAUUGUUUCGCAAGCUUUUAUCUUCUUCUUCGCCGGUUUUGACACGUCUUCGACGUUAAUGUGUUUCGCCGUCCAUGAAUUGGCGGUCAAUCCUGAUAUUCAAGAACGUCUGCGUAAAGAAGUAGAAGAGCAUCGCGACGAAAACGGUGACAUCACUUACGACUCGUUAUCGAAGAUGACUUACAUGGAGAUGGUAGUUUCCGAAACUCUCAGAAAAUAUCCACCAGUGGCUAUAAUCGACAGACUUUGCACGAAGAGUUACGAGUUGCCUCCCGCGAAACCGGGUUAUAAGAGCGUUAUUAUCGAGCCCGAUACUGUAAUGAUGGUUCCCGUUUACGGACUGCAUCACGAUCCCGCGUACUUUCCGAAUCCGCAGAAGUUCGAUCCCGAGAGAUUCAACGACGAAAACAAGGACAGUAUGAAUCCGUACACUUAUCUGCCUUUCGGACUCGGGCCUAGAAAGUGUAUUGGCAAUCGGUUUGCCCUUAUGGAGACGAAGCUUCUAAUAGCUUAUCUCUUGCAAAAAUUCACCUUCAAGACCACGGAGAAGACCGUCGAGCCUGUCGUGUUCGACAAGAAGGAAUUCACGUUGGUACCUGACGGAGGAUUCUGGAUUUCCUUGGAAAAAAGAAUAUAAAUCUUGACUUAAGAAUGCAAACAGAUGUCUAGAAUUUUUUUAUAAUGUCACAUUAAGUAAUUCUAUUCCUCUGUUAUCUAAUGUCAAGUUAAGUAAUUCUAUUACACGUUAUCAAAGAAGAAAGACCUUGCAUUGCCAUAAACAAUCACCGCGAUCAAGUGAGAUCGCGAAGGUCAACGUCGAUGUUGUGGUUUAUGUAACUUAUUUGUUUGCGGACUACGAUAAUUGAUUGACUUGAUAGAUACGUUCUCUAUAUUAUUUUUUUAUAUAAAUAUAUCGCGUCACAAUUUUACAUUUUUUGUUUUAGACAGUUGUUUUCUUCAACGUAGAUUGUUUAUUGUGUAAUUUGAUUUAAAAAAAUUUAGGCGCAAUGAUUACAUUUUACGAUAUUGGAUAUAAUAACACACACAACUGACUGAAACAAUGUGUAAUGUGUUCACAGUGUAUUUGUGAUAACUAAAAAAAAAAAAAAAGCUGUGAAAAUAUUUUUUUACA
Pseudomyrmex gracilis is the source of this 2100-nucleotide messenger RNA. Its product is annotated as cytochrome P450 9e2-like. NCBI's taxonomy places the organism in Eukaryota, Metazoa, Arthropoda, Insecta, Hymenoptera, Formicidae. The transcript has a single exon. The record is from RefSeq and is a predicted model, not a curated record. Gene Ontology annotation, molecular function: monooxygenase activity; oxidoreductase activity, acting on paired donors, with incorporation or reduction of molecular oxygen; heme binding. Bases 58 to 1605 code for a protein of 515 amino acids.